Drosophila biarmipes is the source of this 2097-nucleotide messenger RNA. RefSeq names its product forkhead box protein J1-A. The transcript has 5 exons. The coding region runs from base 124 to 1485 and encodes 453 amino acids. Gene Ontology annotation, biological process: anatomical structure morphogenesis; regulation of transcription by RNA polymerase II; cell differentiation. Gene Ontology annotation, molecular function: RNA polymerase II cis-regulatory region sequence-specific DNA binding; DNA-binding transcription factor activity, RNA polymerase II-specific. NCBI's taxonomy places the organism in Eukaryota, Metazoa, Arthropoda, Insecta, Diptera, Drosophilidae. The record is from RefSeq and is a predicted model, not a curated record.
AUGAGGGUUGCGCUAGACCAGAGACACAGGUGCAAUGGCAGAGAGUGGCUGUUCAGUUCACUUUCAGUAGUUCGUCAGAAAUAUUUAAGUAAAAAAGUUGUUUCUGCAAGAAAAAAAUAGGCGAUGACAAACCGCGACACUUUAUUAUCUAAGAGCAAUGCUCUGAUACAAUCGUAUAAAGAAGACACCACUCUUUUUCAAGAAGAGGAAGACUCCGACGAUGAGCACGAGCUAACUAAUCUUAAUUGGCUUUUGCGAAAUCAAAAUUUAACAUGGCCGAAAACAAUUGAUUCUAGUACAAGGGAAACUUUAAAUACCGGAACAAAAGCUGAAAACCGUAUACCUAACUAUACGCAUAUUCAUCGGAACCAAAUAAAACUGACUAGAGGCGGAGACACAGUUAAAAGGUCGCAAGUAAUCAAGGAUCCGAGAGCACAAAAAACAACUCCAAAAAAGCAAACUCCAUCAGAACGCUUCGAAAUAUUUGUCAACAAAGUAAAAAAGGAUUUAAUAGAAUACGAAAAGUUUGCAUCUAAGUAUGAAACCGACGUGACUGAGAAACCACCUUUUAACUACUCACAUAUAAUUGGGAUGGCUAUGCUAAAAAAUGGUCGCAUAACUUUACAACAAUUAUGUGCUUGGAUAGAAGCUAAGUUUGCAUUCUUCAGAGUCAGAAAGAAAUGGAAUAACUCCAUAAGGCACAAUUUAUCUCUACAUCACUGCUUUCGUAACAGAAAAAGAGAAGAAAAAGGAAAAGGCGGCUACUGGGAGUUGGGUGUUGACCCUAAGAAGUGUGACCGAAAACGCGUUCGUAAUAGAAAACUAUGUCACACAAAGCUUAAUCACAUCUCCAAAUACCAUAGUGAACAGUUAACUCAUAAGCAACUAGCUAAAUCUUCUCAACCCUGCUUUUCAAGGUUUUGUAAGAAAAAUAGCGUGUCAAAAAUAUCAGACACAAAUGCUUCAAAAAAUAUAUCGGCAACGUUUACGAAUGAUAAUUUUGCGGAGUUCUUAAGGAAAGGUACAACCGAUGAGGUAAAUGAAAUUCAACAUGAAAAACAUCCGAUGCAAACAAUAAUUAAAGAUGAUAUAUUUCAAAAAAAGCUUAACACAAUUAUAGUAAGCGCUGGAGAAUUCAUGGCAGAGCCUCAAAGCCUAAACUGCUUAGUUUCCCACAGGAUAGACAGUAGCAACACGCAGGUGUCUGGAGAAGACGAUUUUUGUACAUUCAAUAACUUAAAUAGUUAUUCGGAUAUGACUACUGUGUUUGCAUCGAAUACAGCUAUCUUAGAAGACCGAAAUAUGACUGAUGAAUCCAGUCCUAGCCAUCCGUGCAACAUAAGAGUUAAUUAUGAUUAUACUAACUUCCGGCCCCUAGUAGACUCCAUUGACGAACAGUUCCAUUACCUCCAUAAUAGUUCUGAAUAUAGCCGAAAUGAUGAUAUAUUAGAUAACCUUCUUAAUGUUUGUGUUACGCACUAUUAAAAUCAAAAUGCAAAGUUUCAAAUUUAUUUGAUCAUCAUAUAAGCGCGUUGCUCUUACACGUAGUAUCGUUGUCAUAAGGUAUUAUUUUGCACAACCACUUCAAUAAAUUAAAACACGAUCAUUUUAUUUGAUUUUCAAUACGUUACAUAUUUAAAAAACUUGGGAGUACUUUCUGCAGUCGACUGCGGAGCCAUACAACUUAUCUGUCGAACGAAACGACGGCAGAAGCGAACGCAUUAACGGCAGAGCUGAAAGAAACGGUGACAUAAAAGGUGUUCUAUGUGUAUAAGUUUUUAAGCAGCUGUGAAUAGUAGGACAUAGUUAUAGGUUCGACAGCACAAAAUUAAGAACAUUUAAUUUUAUUUUAACAAAUAGGGAAGGUAGCUUCGGCAAGCCGACCCUUGUCGUGACUAUGUACACUAGUCGGGAUGAGUAUUUUAACGUUAUUAUCUGUGAAGAAAAUGGCCGCUUUCAGCAGAGCAACACGAUAAGUGAUUACUGACGGACCAGUUAUCAAUCAUCAAGUUUGUUUUUCUUAGCGCUGAUGAUACAUAAUGAUGACUACAAUGUAAAAUAUUACACCUGGUAAAUUCCACUAUGCUAUUCAAGUGU